Molecule: messenger RNA, 1654 nt
Organism: Trametes versicolor FP-101664 SS1
Lineage: Eukaryota; Fungi; Basidiomycota; Agaricomycetes; Polyporales; Polyporaceae
Exons: 7
Coding region: 60-1481 (473 amino acids)
Source: RefSeq, a predicted model, not a curated record
AGAGAACGCAUAGGCCGACUCCCCUCCCUCCGGUCGAUGCUCUCUAGGGGUCUUUCACCAUGUCCUCUUCAUCUCUGAGCUCUGCCGUCAUUGGGCUGGAAAUAUGCAACAUCCUGCUGCUGUCAUUACUCAUGGCAACCCCAGCCCCGAAGCACGCGAUGGUCAAAUCCUUGAUGCUUGCAUGCCUGCUCCGAUCUGUGCUGGACGUGCUUCCACCUAUCGUCCAGAAAGCGCGUCCGGAGCAGUUCAGCUCCAUUAGCCAGAACGCCCAGACAACUCUCGCCAGCUUCUGCGUGAGUGACUCCAUCUUGUUGCGAUAUGUAACAGUUGUCAAGGCCGCGUUUGCAGUCAGCUUCACUAUGCCAGCAUUGUGGCUAGCCAUUAUUCAAAUGCGACCGAAAUGUAGUGCGGACGAUUACCCGCGCCUAACAGGACGAACAGUUUUGCUACUCUGCAUUGCACCCUACGCAUGGGCGCUGCCUGUGCUCAUCAUGCCCAUCCCCCGACUCGUCCAAGGGCAGUUACUCUCAGUGUCGUUCAACAUAAAUUCCUGCUAUUUCACGGACAAGGCCUUCACCAUCGUAUCCUUGGUAUUCACCUUGAUCCCGUUGGCUUUCGCUGUGAUCGUAUCUGGCUCUGUCAUCCUCGUCAUCUCGCGGUGGCGGAACGCCGACCCAAGUCAUCGCGCCGCCAUCUGUUCCAAGCGAACCACGCGUUUCGCUGCUCUCGUCGUCGUUACGGUCAUAUCCGCGAUCUUCUACACGGUGGUUCUAACCCUCUGGGUUAAGGGGCACGAAGCUUGGGCCCAUGCGUGGCCAUUCCGUCUGAGCGUCAUAUGGGAAGCGAUCACUCCAAUGCUUUUCUUCAUCAUCUUUGCGGCACAGGACGAGAUAUACGAGACAUGGCUUGGAUGGCUGUCCCGCGUCGUCCACAUUCCGAGACGCGAACCUGGUCAAUCACGGAAUACCCCCAGCGCGCCACAGUACGUGACAUAUGACAGUUACAUCUCUCCGACUGGCCACCCGACGUACAGCAAAGUGCCCCAUGACGCCGAAACGCCCACAGUAACCUCACCACCACCAUUCUUCGGCCAGAUCAUCCAACGCCCGACGUCGAUGAAGAUACUCCGCAACUCGCAGUAUCUUGACCGACGGUUCCAGGCGGCUUCGGACACCGGCGGCCUCAGCCCCCCGCCGCGACCGCCGCUUCCCAGAACGCACACCGUGGAGGAGCCGCCGCCGUCCAAGGGAUCCCGCUUCCGCCUUCCCUUCGUCCACAACCCAUCUCUGUCGGCUUUCGGCAGCCAGCCGUCCAUGCAGAGCCAGCCGAACAGCAGCUCCAUGGGAGACUUCAGCGGGGAGGACGACGGUAUCCUGGCGACGACGACCGUCAGCCAUGAGAGGAUCCCGUGGGAAGGCCCGCGCUCCGACACGCCUAUGUCGACGAGGACCUUUGGGCGCACGACAACUUCACGCCGGUAAACCGUUUUUGCUCUUUGCUGCUUGUGCUUGCGACCACUCUAUGCUGUAUCAUAUCUACGUACCGUUUGUCUCGAUGUCUCGACGUCAACACUUUGCCUACUUAGCUUCGUUUUCUUGCACCGGUCUUGUACCACACUGUAUUUCGAUAUCUAUUCGGAACUGCAUAGAAUAUU